AUGGCCGCUACAUGGGCAGAUAUCCAACGUCUUGUGGCGGAUCUGCAGAGAGUUCAACUUUCAGAAUCGUCGAAAAAGCUCUCGGAGGCGAACUGCGUGGAGGUAGUGACGAAGCUCAUUCGAAGGUCUCUGAUCGAUGUGGUUUUCACAAGAGAUGGACAUUCAUACAUCACUCAGAAACAUCUGGCGACUGAGGUUCGAAAUGAAUGUGUGGCCUUGGGUGGAAGGGCUCCCCUUACCGACAUAGCUACCUCGCUCAAUGUUGAUCUCGAACAUGUGGAACGUGUUGCUCACCAGCUCGCUGCAGAAAACACCGAAUUCAAGAUCUCGGGAGGUGAACUGUUCGCCGAGGACUACGUCACCAAUUUGCAAAACGAACUCCGAACUCUUCUUGCCGAGCAAGGCUUUCAAACACUGUCAUCCCUGUGCAAGCACUGGAAUUUGUCACAGGAACUGCUGCGGUCCUUGUUGCUGGAUCAUCUUCCAGCGGAUUUCAGCGGAGUGCUUGAAGGGGAUACGAUUUUCACCCAGGAGUACCUAGAAGCACAUAAAAAUUUAUUGAGAGCAAUACUCUCGGCUAUAAUUAAGCCCAUUCCGAUAAGCAUAGUACAAGCACGAGUUGGACUGCCCACUGCUCGAUUCUGGUCUGCUUUUGAUGCUCUUGUAGCUGAAAACGAGGUACCUGGUCGAUUAUCGGGCUCGCGGUCUUCACCCAGUUGUACAUAUAUUCCUCAUCUUCAUGACCAUUUGGUCCGAAUGUAUGUACAGAACACGUUCCGUCAGCAAGAGUUCAUCCAAACUUCUGUAUUGAAAAAGCUUGGCCUCAGCGAAGGUGGUGGAAAGAAUGGGCAGGUUGAACAGAUUAUCAAGCAGGAAAAUGGUGAUGUGAAUAUCGAAACACUGCCUUCAAUGCUGCUCUCAAAAGCGCUGCUCCAGCAGUGUUCUACUGCAGUAAAAGAAGCUGUACAAACGUCCGACGUUUGUGAUGUCCAGUCAGCAUUG
Messenger RNA from Cooperia oncophora, 1002 nucleotides. The record is from the annotation of a GenBank genome assembly. Lineage: Eukaryota; Metazoa; Nematoda; Chromadorea; Rhabditida; Trichostrongylidae.